UUUCUUUAGUUUCUCCGGUGGAGCUUGACUCGCGCGGCAGUGUUGUCUGAGCUCGCGAAGGGAAUUAAAGAAAAGAGAGACAGCGGCGGCAGCGACGAUGUUUACCUGCAGCCCGAGCGCGUGCGUGAGCCUGUGUUUGUGGAUUACGGCCCUGAUGAGCGUCUCUGCGAGGAAGCAGGACGACUCGUUCUUCACCAGCAGCGUUUACCGAGCGAGAUGCGCCUCUCGGUGCCUCAGCCUGCACAUCACCCGCAUCUCAGCCUUCUUCAAGCAUUCACAGAAUAAUGGCUCGUUGGUGUGGUGCCAGAAUCACAAGCAAUGCUCCAAGUGUCUGGAGCCCUGCAAGGAAUCUUGGGACCUGAAAGAAAACCAGUGCCAAGAUUUAUGUGAGCCCCUCUUUCCCAAGAAGCACUACGAGUGUCUUACAAGCUGCGAGUUCUUGAAGUCCGUUGAGGGGGUGAAGCAAGGUGACUGUCCUGCCCCGGAGAAGGCCAGCGGCUUUGCUGCAGCCUGCGUAGAGAGUUGCGAGGAGGAUGGAGAGUGUUCGACCGUCAAAAAGUGUUGUAGCAAUGGCUGUGGUCACACCUGCCAGGUGCCCAAGAAUCUCUAUAAAGGAGUCCCUUUGAAACCGAGGAAGGAUCUGGUGUUCUUGGAGCAGCCUUCAGGUCCGCUGGAGAUCCGCUGGUCAUCCAAGUUUAAUAUUUCAGUCGAGCCAGUCCUCUACGUAGUCCAGCGCCGCUGGAACUACGGCAUCCAUCCCACCGAGGAUGAUGCCACAGAAUGGGAAACAGUGGCUCAGACCGCAGAGGAGCGCAUCCAACUGGCUGACAUCAGAGCCAGCAGAUGGUACCAGUUCAGAGUUGCAGCAGUCAAUGUCCAUGGGACUCGCGGCUUCACUGCACCCAGCAAACACUUCCGUUCCUCCAGAGACCCUUCAGCGCCCCCCAGCCCUACCAGUCUGCGCGUCACAAAUGUGACUUUGGCUGACGAAGGCCUGGUGACUGUUCGUCUCAACUGGAGCUUACCAGAGGAGCCAGAUAUUCCUAUUCAUCACUACAAAGUGUUCUGGAGCUGGACUGUACCCUCAAAGUCGAUGGUUCCAUCCAAGAAGAAGAGGAGAAAGACCACCAAUGGGGCUCAGAGCUGGGUGGAUCUGGAGGGACUGCAGCAAAACAACAGUUACACUGUGGAGCUACAGGCUGUCACAUACUGGGGACAGGUGCGCCUGAAGAGCUCCAAGGCCUCUCUCCACUUCAGCACCUCUCAAAAUAAUGAAUCAGCAAAGUCUUCCCUCAAGUCCAAGAAGGAGGAGAUAUCCCCUGUGGGCUCCACGCUGGCCAAACGCCCCUCUGGGCCUCUGGAAGUAGGCACACCCUUCUACCAGGAUGGUCAGCUCCAGGUCCGUGUCUACUGGAAGAAGCGAGGAGACCCGACAGUGAGUCGCUACCAUGUCCAGUGGAUGCCUGAGUACUGCAGCCAUAAUGAGACCCGAGGCCCAGAGAAAUCAGUCACGCAGGAGAACUACAUCAACCUCCCGGGUCUGCUGUUCUCCUGCAAGUACAAAGUCACCGUCCAUUUGCUGAAGUCCAAACGGCGCUCCAAGGAUGAGAGCACCACCUUCUUCACCCCAUCCUGUGCUACCAUUCAGAGCAAGACCCACAAGCACAUCCCCUGCCCUGGAGAGGGAGCUUCAGCGCUUCCAAAGGUCCUCGCUAAGCCAGAAAAUCUGACGGCCUCCUUCUCCAUGAAUGACGGAAACAUUACCGGCAGCUUCCUGUGGCGUGUUUCCAGGGUGGCUCCUAACCAGCGGAUCACAGGCUUCCAGGUCACCUGGGCGGAGAUCAACACUGAGAGCCGGCAAAACAGCCUGCCGAACAGCAUCAUAUCCCAGUCCCAGAUCCUGCCACCAGAUCAUAAUCUGCUUGUUGUUUCCAACUUGCGGCCAUCUACCUUCUACAGACUGGAGGUGCAGGUCAUAACAACUGGAGGAGAGGGACCUGCCACUGUCAAAACCUUCCAGACCCCGAAUUUACACCCAGUGGCACAACACCGACCCAGACUCCGACAGCACCACCCUCACCACCAGAAACCAUCAUUGGAGAAACACUGAGUUUGCACAUCAAGAUCCCAACCCGACUGGGAGACGUACCUGUGACUCUUUGUUCCUGUCAGCCAAGAAAGGAAUGUGUGGAACCUAACGGAAACUCAGCGCACCGGACCAUGAAGUGGACCACCUCCCUCCGCACCCCCUCAGCUCAGAAAAAUUGGGUUGAUCUUCUCCAGGCUCAAUAACCAACACAGAAGCUCCCUUUACCCCGCACAUCUCUCUCUCUCUUCACUUAGAUAUCGCCGGAUGGGUUUGUGUGUGUCGUUUGAAAUUUAAACUGUAAGGUUUCAUAUUCCUCACCUCCUCGCCCCCAGCUCCAGCUCAUCCCAGACUUAAAAGGAAGCGAUUAAUUCCUGGUCAAAUGAGAUCCUAUAACUCCAUCCCUAGUUUUCGAUCCAGCUGUCAUUGUGCACAUCAAAAAAAGAAAAAGACAUUUAAUUGGUACUGGUAAACAUACGUUUGAAAGCUUUUGCCUGAUGAAAACUGAAUGAUGGAAAAAUCCCAGAACUUCUGCUCAUCCACAAAGAAUGAAAAAGUAGAACCUAAUCUAUUUAUUUUUGUGUUUACCCAUCAAAGAGGCGCUUAGACAUGCAGUCUGCAUCGAUGGAUAAUGUAACUAAAGUCCUUAUCGUCUAACCCAGAAUAUUUCAUGUAGUAUGUUGCAUGUAGUCCAUUUGAUUUUUGAGCUGUAAAUGAAUUACUUGCUUCAAAUUGAAAGCUCGUGAUGUUUUUUUGCAUGACAACUGUUGGCAUUCCGUUGGCAUGAAAUAACGUCUCUGUGUUACCUCUUUUCAGUAUGUUAGCAAUAUUUCAUUAACAGAUUAACAAAUAACUAUAUUGGAAGUAAUAUUUCACGUUUAUUAAUGAAAUUAUAAUGUGUGGAGAUGAAUUGUACAUGUUCUUUGGCUGUAGAAAUAUUUGUCUUGGAGCAGUCAGUGAAUGUCUAUAUUUAUUUAUGUGUGUAUUACAUUUGCUUUUUGAUGUGUGAAUGUUUUUUUUUGUGUUGUAGUCUCAAAUUUUUAAAAGUGAUACAAAAAAAAAAAAUCGACAAAAAAAUCUUGUAAAGACAUUUUGUAAAAAAGGAUUUGUAAAUACAGUCUUAUGUUACAUGUUAUUUUUCCAUGCUAGAACCUGUACAAACUGCUAAGUAAUAAAAAUAACUCCUAACCUGUU
Messenger RNA from Cyprinodon tularosa, 3280 nucleotides. RefSeq names its product anosmin-1 (gene anos1). NCBI's taxonomy places the organism in Eukaryota, Metazoa, Chordata, Actinopteri, Cyprinodontiformes, Cyprinodontidae. Gene Ontology annotation, molecular function: protein binding; peptidase inhibitor activity. Gene Ontology annotation, cellular component: extracellular region; cell surface. The record is from RefSeq and is a predicted model, not a curated record. The transcript is spliced from 14 exons. Bases 98 to 2110 code for a protein of 670 amino acids. Gene Ontology annotation, biological process: neuron differentiation.